Molecule: messenger RNA, 756 nt
Organism: Fraxinus pennsylvanica
Lineage: Eukaryota; Viridiplantae; Streptophyta; Magnoliopsida; Lamiales; Oleaceae
Source: the annotation of a GenBank genome assembly
AUGUUUCACAAUACCCCAGCUAUGUAUGUAUUGAAUUUGUCUGCUCAAAUUCAUCAGGCUCGAACUCAUAAUUUCCAGCACGUCAAGGUUCCUGCAGGGCCAAAAAUUCCAGAAUCAACUUGUGCAAAAUCAUUUGAAGCGAAGGACUCCCAAGGAGUUAUAUGGAUAUGGAUGUCUCAUAAAAAGACACCAAAUGCUUCUGGUAAAAAUCAAAGGUACAAGAAAAGAAGUAGAACUAAAUCCGAUGGCUCGGAAAGUCUUUCCGAUAUUGAUGAUUCUGAGGUUAAGAAACAAAAACCAGCAACUGAAACAAAGAAAACUACCUCUGUAGGGAAAGCUGUUAAAACCACCAAGAAAUUGGAACAGCAGAUGAGAAGUUCGAGAAUCAAUUAUGAUGCUUUGAGACUCUUAAAUGAUGAUACGGAACAAGGUUCUGGAACGGCAAACAAUAUCGAUUUGAAACUCGAUUCUUGGAGAAAUGACGAUUCACAGAACGAAAACACUACCACACUCAAAAUGCAAAGAUCUGAAGAGGGCAAUUAUGAUGAAGACGAAGAUCAACAGCAGAUCACUUGUGGCGAAGAUGAUGUUAUGUUCGGUCAUCAAUGUCUUACGGAAGAAGUGAAGGGGCAAAAGGAAGUGGUGGUGUAUUAUGACUGGACAGAAGAAUGGCAUCCACUUUAUCUGACUAAAAAUGUGCCAGAAGAUGCCCCUUUGGGACUCACUGUUUUUGACCAGAAAGUAGUUUUUGUAUAG